GGUUGUCUUGGUAACUGCAGAAAAAUGUCUUUACCUCCGCUCCCUCAAAAGUUGAAACCAAUUCAACACUAUCUUAAGACAGCAAACGAACAUGAUAAAAGAGAUCCUAUAGUUGCCUACUACUGUCGGAUGUAUGCAGUUCAAAGAGGAAUGCAAUUGGACAGAACAUCUCCAGAAUGCAAGGAUUUUUUGUUCAAACUGAUGGAUUUGUUAGAACAGACUAAGCAAACCUUAGAAGAUAACGAAGCUCUCACCAAUGAAGUUGUUGGCCAAGCCCAUUUAGAGAACUAUGCUCUGAAGGUGUUCUUGUUUGCUGACAAUGAGGACAGAGCAGGAAGGUUUUCAAAAAAUGUGGUAAAAUCAUUUUACACUGCUGGGAUGCUGUUUGAUGUACUCUCAGUGUUUGGAGAAUUAAGUGAAGAUAUUGAGAACAAUCAAAGGUAUGCAAAAUGGAAAGCAACAUAUAUUCAUAAUUGUUUAAAAAAUGGGAUCCAGCCUCAUCCAGGUCCCCUGCCAGAGGAAGGAGAGGGAGAGGAGGAGGGACUGGGGGGAGCAACAGGUGGCCCAGGCCUAGGCUUCAGUAAUGUGUCCCAGCCUGGACCCUCCCAUCCUGGACCCUCCCAGCCUGGUCCAUCUUCUUCCACCUCAUCCCAUCAUUUCCCUGCAGCAGGAGGCAGUGGUGGUACACUCUACCCUCCCCCUUCAGCUGGUACACACGCACCAUCUAACACACCAGCUGCCACACCCACAGCACAACCACAACCACUUCAACCACAACCAGGACCAGCAACCAGCACUUGGACUCCUCAACCAGGGAACGUUCAGCUUAACUCGGCCCAGUACCAGAAAGCUAUCAAAUACUGCAAAUUUGCAGGUAGUGCAUUACAGUAUGAAGACAGUGCAACUGCUAUUGACAAUUUACAAAAAGCUUUAAAAUUACUUACUACAGGAAAAGAAUGAAUAUACUAAUGUGGCAAAAUUUGCAUCUAAUGCCAUCACAUAAGACUGAACUAUUGACUGUGAUUUUCACUGGGACUUGUAAACACAUCUUACCAGGUAGCAGUUGGUGUGUACAUAUGUAAUACAUUGUGUGUAUUUAAAGCAUGCAGAAUAUGCAAAAAGAAGAAAAAGAAAGAAGAAAAUAGCUUUAAUUCAAUAGGAAGUACUCAGCACAAAUAGAUUUAAAGGGAUGCAGUAGACAGGUUUUUAAAAAUAUGAAGGACAUAAUAGGUUUGAAAUUUACUCGUUUGAACCCUUUUGCCUAGAUGAGUUUUAAAGUGGGUUUCAAGAAUCCAUCACCAAUGUGUAUUGUCAAAAGGUGGGUCAGAAAAGAUCCCUCAUAUACUUGGCUUUUACCUGGAUGAAAAAGUUGUUUCAGUCGACUAUGAGCUACAUCUGAACCAGGCACCCACUGAAUGAAUGCAAUGGGAAGUAUCUGACAAUUAGCCAAUAUUCUGCUAAAUAUUAAACACAUAUUCUUCUUUUGCAUUGCUGUGGAAGUACCAGUUGAUAUCUGUUUACAAACAGACGUGUUAUGGAUAAACGCUAUAAUAGUUAUGUAAACGUACUUAGUACUUGGUAAUAUCAACAUUUCAAAUUUUUAUUUGACAUUUCGUUGUUGUUCAAAAGACAUUUAUGGUAAGUAUAACAUUUUCAUGAAGAAAUUUAACAAAAUAACGUACUCUGAAUUUUGAUGAAAAUUGAGAAGAAAGAUUUUCAAAAAAUUAUAAAAAGGAUGAGUCUCUAGAAAGCGCCCCCUUUACCGCCUUGUACAUGUUUUUAAAAUAA
Molecule: messenger RNA, 1788 nt
Organism: Lingula anatina
Lineage: Eukaryota; Metazoa; Brachiopoda; Lingulata; Lingulida; Lingulidae
Product: vacuolar protein sorting-associated protein VTA1 homolog
Biological process (GO): late endosome to vacuole transport via multivesicular body sorting pathway
Cellular component (GO): multivesicular body
Source: RefSeq, a predicted model, not a curated record